CCUUCUCUCUACGCGACAUCAGUAGUAGGUAGCAGUGCGGAUUCGCUAUAUAUACUCCUUCGAGUGACGUCGAGUGGAAAAAGCUGAGAAAGAUCGGGCAAAACAAGCGCUUCUCUGUGCUACAAGUAUAAUAUAUACACAACACACGAUCAAGAGACGGAUAUAAGUAUAUCGUAUAUCAGACGCGAGAGAAUAGAACAACAUUCACAAUCGUGAUAUGAUCGAGGGUAGAGAUGAAUUGCAAUGGAGGGCCGCCUGCUGCGAACAUCGCUGAACAGCGGACGACGAGCGACGGCUUCAUGGACUGUACUCCGAUCGUCACCUAUGCAGGAGACAAAGAACUGUUUAAUACCUUGGCAAACAACCUGGUCAAGUCAUUACCUACAGAUGCCGUCGAGUGGAGGAGAUCGUUCGAUAGGCCGAUCAGGCAGGUCAAGCUUGGGGCAACGUUCGUUCCGUUUACCCAGGAGGUUCUGCCAUCGGAGAAAGACUUUCACCUCAUUAAACGGCCUAUAUUUCACACAUACUGGAGCGAAUGUUCGGAUGUCGAUGUUUAUAAGGCAUCUCUUAGAGAUGACAUAGACUCUUGGUUGAAGACAUUGGCAAAAGCUCGAAUACAAGACUGGAUGAUAGUUUUGGUAGAAACCUAUGAUAUUAAAAAAAGUAACAAAUUACUACCAAGAACAACUGUACUUGAUAAGAUUCGCAGUGAUUUUGCAUCCAAACAUGGAGACAGAUGUCUGUCAAUCAUCAACCCAAUAAAAUCUGAAUCUCGCUCUGCUGAGUCAUGGAGAGGUUUAAUAACUCGUAUUAGGCAUUUAAUGCUGACAGCCUACGAUCGAACGCUUUUAAAGUUUGAAGAGAUAAUAAGAGAUCACAGGGAGAAGAGAAAUCAAGCAGGCUGGAAUUUUUGCCAUUAUUUUUUACUUCAGGAGGAGCUCGCCUUUGUUUUAGAAAUGUUAGGUUUGUUCGAGGAAGCAUUAGUGCAGUACGAUGAACUGGAUGCUCUUUUUACACAGUUUGUCUUGAACACUAAUGUAGGAGAUACUCCAACGUGGCUAAGCUCGUUUCAAACUCCCUUGAACAAUUGGACGGGAGUCAAUCUUAAUAAUAGUAUAGAUUAUCACACAAGAAUCUUGAUAGCAGACUGCAAAGCCUCGCUUCUGGACCUCAGGAGCUAUCUAUUUGGUAGACAGUGUGCUAUGCUACUUUCAUUAAACAAACCCUGGGAAGUUGCACAACGCUGUUUAUCUUUUGUACAUGACACUAUAAACGAAUUACGGAUACUCGAAAUCCAACGGCCAGAAGGCUCAGUCGAGUGCUGGGCCUUCCUCUGCGCAUUAGAAGUAUUACACGCGUGCCAAUCAUCGACCUCUAGCAUAGAUAAUAGUCAGCUGUUGGACCUGUGCUCGUUACAUACAGCUAGUUUGUGGGCGCUCGCACGAGACAAGCUGGAAAGUCUGGGUAAACUGUGCGGCCUGAUGCCUGGCAACGAGCCAACGAGCGAGCAGCUCCACACCGUCGUGUACCUGAUCGCGGGUAUGGGCGACUCGGAACCCGCAGAUCAUGAUUCCAUGAAACAACCUACCCCCACCGAUAAGCUCAAGGAAGCUUUGUCGUCCAAAGAGGCUUUUAGGAAACAGUACCUGUAUCACACGGAAUUAGCAAUGGGCACAUAUAAGCACGUCGGCCGCAUAAGGUCGGCGCGACUGAUCGGAAAAGAGCUAGCGCAUUUCUAUAGCGAGUUGAACGAGAAUCAGAAGGCGGUUGUCUUUCUCCUGGACGCCCUGCAGACCUACAGCAGCGAAGGAUGGGUUCACCUGGCCGCACAGACGCAGCACGAGCUCGCCCAGUGCUACAAGAAGAUGGACGACGUCGAGCGCUACACCAAGAUCUGCGCCGCGAUAGCCAGUACUAAACACCUUCAUCUCACAGUUCGAAAUUCUUACCUCGACGAGAUGCUUGGGUAUUCGAAGAUGCUUACCGCGCCGCAACCACUGCUCACCGAGAUGUCGAAUAGCUUUGUGGUGCUAGAGAUGGAGGUGAAUCUUACUGACAAGGUCAUUCAGGAUUGUGAGGUGAAGGUUGAGGUGGUGAUUAAGAGUCUGCUGCCAAGGCCGGUGACUUGUACGAGAGCUGAGCUCUCGGUUGAGGAGGUGCAGAAGCCUAACACUAAAAGAAAAGGGGCCAAAAAUACAGAAUCUGGCAUAGAAUUAUUGUUAAAGUGCCGAAUUCAAGAUUCAAAUCCAGUAGACCCUUGUCUCCUACAACUUCCAGUCUCUUCGAUCCUUGUUUUCAAAGAGGAUAAGAGUAUCGGCUCGGCAAACGUUCACGUUGGCAAGAGCACGAAGAAUGCGGUUAAACGCUCGGAUAGCGUAAAGCACCGCAAACCCUCGAUGAACGUCAAAGGUGACUUUGCAGGGGCUCUCGCCACAUCUGAAGAGUUCACUCUCCAGCCGGGUAUCAACAGAUUCACGUUGACAAAACGAGUCGAGCAGCCAGGUUACUACAGGGUUAGUCAAUUGUCUCUCGUCGUUGAAAAGAAGCUGGAGUUUCUGUCGUCCGUGUUGGAACCAAGGCUGUGUUAUUCGGUUGCUAAAACUCAACCAACGAUCGCGCUGAAUUGCGCUCGGGAUCUGCUGGCGGGUCUGGCGCAAAGCGUCGAGCUGGUGAUAUCGAGUGGUAGCGUCAGGAUAAAUGAGGGCUCGAAAUUAAAACUCAGAACAUCGAGAGGAAUGACACUGUCGAGGGUAGAAGACGGAGGAGUAAAGACUCAGGCUGCAGCAGGGCUGAGGGAGCUCGAAAUGGCGGUACCACCUUGUGAGCCUUUCGAAACGACAAAGCUAAAUUUGACGGUACUAGCUGAGUUACCGCCGAAGAAGGAUUCGUCAUCUAUGGAACACAAACUUAAUAUUCAAUGUCCCUGGGGCUCGGAAGAAAGUAUAAGCCUACACUUUGGCGCACCUUUGAUGUCAACCAUGAAGCUGCACACAGCCAAACGUCGCAAAUUCCUACAGAUAGUAGUAACAGGUCUGUCGAGUCAGUUGUUGCAGCUGACUGAGCCCCAACUGACUAGUGGUACCUCGGUUGACGUACACUUUCGCAGUCUAAAUCCCAGUGCCGGCCUAAAGCUCGUUGUUGGAAAUGGUAUGUCCGUUUCGUUCAUGUGGGAGGUAGAGAUCGGCAAUGAUGACGAUAGAUCUACCAUUCCUAUCAAAACGGACUUUCGAGUAAAAUACAUCGCCAUCAAAGAUAUCGAAGAACUCGACGAGACCGAAAGGGAUAAGGACAGUAAAGACAUUGUCGAUGAUCCGCUUCAUAUACGAGAUAUGGAGAAGGUCGAGAAGGAGAGCAACGUCUACUGGUGCAAUUUCGACGUCACCGACUAUUCCACUUUGUUCACGGUGUCAUCGAGGGUCGAGGCAGCCGGCGGUGGCGGUGAGUUCUGUCGCGCGGGCAGCAUGUGCCACCUCUGCCUGACCGUGACGCGCAUGCAUCAACCCACAGCCAACUCGAACAAUCAUCAUCAUCAUCACGCGCCGCCACAGCUCAUGUACGAGGUACUUGCCGACCAAACCAUGUGGGCCGUCUGUGGACGGACGGCUGGCAUCGUCUCACUCGAGGUGCUGGAAAAGCAGAGCGUCACCCUGGACGUCAUGCCUCUCACGAGCGGAUACUUGCCCUUGCCUGUGGUCAGGCUGUCGCGCUACAUACCCGCGGCCGUCGAGCUCAAGAACGAUAACUCCCGAAAGAACGAGAUAGGAACCGGGGCCGGACCAAGACUCGAACCAUUCAGCCCGGGUCAAGUUUACAACGCCAGCAAAGCUCAGCAAGUUCAUGUACUACCGGCCGCUUCGAUGUCCGCCGAGAUGAACUAAAGAUAAAGAAUACCAUCGACAUUUUUCUUUUAAAUUUCGUGUUCAACUACAAUCUGGCACUAACUUUGCAUGCAUAUGACAAUACUAAGGUUGUAUUUAAGACUUAAUGGGCUUCACUUUCUUAAUCGAGGGUCCAUUGUUCUUAAAUUCGACGGAGAUUUCGAGGGACCGUACAGAGAUCGAAUAUGCCGAACAGUUGAUGCGGAGUACUUUUUAACUUAGACCUUUGCUUUUUUAUCGACAAAGAAAACAGCUUGCAAGCUUUCUUCUCGAGUCAAAAUAAACCACGAUGAAAUUAUUGUGUACGUUUAUAAGUAUAAAUUUCUAUGAAAAAUAAUGUUGAUAAAUAAUUUAUUUUUGUUAAAUAACAAUACGAAGCAUUGCUAAUUCUGAGUAUAAAUACUUUUAAAUCUAUUUAUUUGAUUUGAAUUUAAAUACAUUUCCAUCAUGUAUAUCUUUUUCAAAACUGAGAUAUUAUUUGUAGGUAAGAACUGGCACCGUUAAAUUUGAGCAUUGCGUUUCUUAUCAGACAUUUAUCUUUUUUCUAAAAGUUGUAGAUCGUUCUAAAAUUAUAAAGUUAAUAUUUUUAGCAUGUAUAAGGGAAGGUUAGUCAGUUAAAAAUGCGUGGAAGGCUGAACGAUUAAUCGGACGUUGACAUACGCAUUUAAGUUUUUACAUUUUAAAUUAUAAAUGAUAUGUAAUAUGAAUCUUGUUGCCAUGCCGCGUUGUAUUGAGAAUAAUAAUUUUUUACAGUUCCAACUAGAAUAUUUAGGGCCUUAUGUACAUAGCACAUAUAAUACUCAAUAGGAAUAUUCUUUAUCACGAAAAAAUGUUCUUUUUUUAUCUAUGGCAAUAGCAUAACAUAAUAAUAAUCAAUGUAAAGAAGUAUUAGUGAAAACAGUUUGUUUGAGCCAUAAAACCCAAUCCUAUAAUUGAAUGAACUUUUUUAAUACUACUUCUUUGCAAGAAUUAAUUUAUAGUGGAUCAAUUUCAGCAUUAUGCAAAAUUACGAACGAUUUUGUAAAUAUGUAUACAACUAAAAACAAUAUGUAUAUAUGCAGAUGGGCUUAUAAUUUGUAUAAUAAUGAUCAGGUCAUAGGUGUAUUAAGACAAACUGUAUAACAUAUCUUGUCUAAUAUGUUCGUACUGGCUACUGUGUUCAGACAUAAAAGGUGAGACACCGAAAAUGGUCUGAAUUAUUCUUCACUGGAAUCUGUAUUGUACCAGUUGUAGAUGUAAAUAUAUAUUUCAAUUGUU
Nasonia vitripennis (jewel wasp) is the source of this 5135-nucleotide messenger RNA. RefSeq names its product trafficking protein particle complex subunit 10 (gene SIDL). Bases 234 to 3878 code for a protein of 1214 amino acids. The transcript is spliced from 15 exons. Gene Ontology annotation, biological process: early endosome to Golgi transport; intra-Golgi vesicle-mediated transport. Gene Ontology annotation, molecular function: protein binding. Gene Ontology annotation, cellular component: TRAPPII protein complex. NCBI's taxonomy places the organism in Eukaryota, Metazoa, Arthropoda, Insecta, Hymenoptera, Pteromalidae. The record is from RefSeq and is a predicted model, not a curated record.